AUGUCUUCUGAUAAGUUGCUAUUAAACUUUUCUAACAAGAUCGGAAAAUUGCUUGAAGAUCCGGAUUAUGAAUUUAAUACAAUCAUUCGAACUGGAAAUGAUUCGAAUAUAAAAUGUUUUAAAGCGCAUUCCCUUAUUUUAAGGGCGAUGUCCCCAUACUUUCGUACUGCUUUGUCAAGUAAACAUGUAAUGAAGGAAGGGGAUUGGACUUAUUUAGAGCAACCAAAUUUUUCUCCCUCCACAUUUGAUGUUAUCUUGAA
Molecule: messenger RNA, 260 nt
Organism: Racocetra persica
Lineage: Eukaryota; Fungi; Glomeromycota; Glomeromycetes; Diversisporales; Gigasporaceae
Source: the annotation of a GenBank genome assembly